Molecule: messenger RNA, 1131 nt
Organism: Verticillium dahliae VdLs.17
Lineage: Eukaryota; Fungi; Ascomycota; Sordariomycetes; Glomerellales; Plectosphaerellaceae
Product: NADPH dehydrogenase
Exons: 1
Coding region: 1-1131 (376 amino acids)
Molecular function (GO): NADPH dehydrogenase activity; FMN binding
Source: RefSeq, a predicted model, not a curated record
AUGAGCACUCCAAGGUCCCGUCUUUUCGAGCCUGUCAGGCUCGGCACCAUCGAUUUGAAGCACAGGAUCGUCCUCGCUCCUUUGACUAGAUACCGGAAUGGCGAUGACCACGCCGCCCUGCCUUUCAUGCAGCGCUACUACGCGGACCGUGCCUCUGUUCCCGGAACACUAGUCAUCUCGGAAGCUACUGGCAUCGCUCAAGGCCAAGAAGGCCAGCGCUUCCUUCCCAGCUUCGUCACGGAUGCACAGGUUGCCGCCUGGAAGAGCAUCAUCGAGGGCGUGCACGCCAAGGGCUCCUUCUGGUUCCAGCAGCUCUGGGAUCAAGGCCGCGCCGCUGAUCCGUCCUACGUCGCCGAACGCGGUGGCCGAUACCGUUCCAGCAGCGCUGUUCCCCUGGACGGCCGGGAACAGGCCCCCGAGGAGAUGAGCGAGGAGGACAUCCAGAAGGUCAUCCAGGACUACGUCGCGACCGCCAAGCGCGUGAUUGCUGCCGGUGGCGACGGUGUGGAAGUUCACGGCGCCCACGGCUAUUUGAUUGACCAGUUCCUGUCAGAUGUCGUCAACAAGCGGACCGACAAGUGGGGAGGCUCUGUCGAGAACCGCGCUCGCCUUGUUGUCGAGGUCGUCAAGGCCGUCUCGGAAGCAAUUGGCACCCAGCGUGUCGGUCUCCGCUUGUCGCCAUACGCCAGCUUCCAGGGCGCCAUCAAGUCUGACACCAAGGAGCUCAACCUGCACAUCGUGAAACAGCUCAAGGCGCUCGACGGAGCUCUUGCAUACAUUUCCCUCGUCGAGGCCCGCGGCGAUCCGGCUACUUUGAUGCUCAACAAUCCAGAGGACGAGACCAAGACGCUAGACUUUAUUCUCGAGGAGUGGGACAACCGAUCUCCUGUGAUUGUUGCCGGUGGCUAUACCCCUGAGUCGGCUCAGCAGGCUGUUGACGGCCACUAUAAGAAGUGGGAUGUGCUCGUCGCUUUCGGCCGUCACUUCCUCGCCAACCCGGAUCUGGUGUACCGGGUCGAGAACGGGAUACAACUGAACGAGUACAAUAGGAACACGUUUUACUUGAACAAGACAGAGGAGGGGUACAACGACUACCCCUUCAGCCCUGAGUUCCUCAAGGCAUCAGCAUAA